UUUUUCUAUUAUGCAGUGCUUAUGGCUAAGAAGCCCAAACAACUUGCUCAUUAUGUGAGAGGGUAAGCACCAACGCGUUAGUUAGGGCCCUGAAGGCCACAAGGAAUGUAGGAUUCCGCAUAAUUUACGCAAGACGGGUUGCAGACGCACUAUGUAGGACGUGUAGCAAGAUAGCAAAGAGCAAAAAGUUAUAACGAUGGACACAAAAGUCAAAUAGAGCAAGUCGAAUAUGGAUGCUUUGAACGAGUACUGAUGUGUACGUUCACGAUUUGCAAUAAGUCUGGUUUGAUCAUUUGGUCGAGUACACCCCAGUAACGUGUUGAACGGGACUUUGAAGUAGCCAUGUCGGCAAUUGUACACGUCUGCGACCCGGGGCAACCGGAAGUGGUCCGUGACUUUACGUGUAACAUCAUCACGCUCACGGAGGGCAUGAGGUAUUUUCGGGACUUUGUACAUAAAGCAAUCCAGGGACGCACCAGUCCUAUCGAAAUCUCGGUACAAUGCGACGUGGCUGUCUUCGAAUGGCUCUUGGGCUACUGCCAUGGCCAGCACAACAAGGGUCAUGUCACCGUGGAUCGCGUGCUGGCUUUGUUAAUCGCCUCAAACUUCUUGCAGAUGGAGUCCCUGGUGUUUGAUUGCUUGUCCUUCAUGGCUGAGCACCUGGUGGAGGUGGCGCUAGCGGUGACGGGGGCGCAGCAGCAGCAGCAGGGGGGCCAGCAGCACCAGCAGCAUGGCGGCAGGGGAAGCGACCUCACUGCGCUGCCGCAGGAGCUACUGGCCCGCUUGGCCAAGAUGGUUCCGGAGCGCGUGUUGGAGCGGUUGGCGGAGCUCGCGGCGAGGGAGGGACACGCCAGGUUGAUGCCGCUGGUUCACCGGCUGUACAAGUACAAGCUGGAGGGGUGCCUGCGGGAGCUGCGGACCACCGUGGCCAGGUGCUCCGUGUGCCAGGGGCUGUUCAGUCUGGCGGACCGUGCUAAGCUGGAGUGCUGCGGACCGCCGCAGCCGACCGGUGGUGGUGGUGGGGGCUGUCGGGGCGCUGCUGCUGCUGGCGGGGCGCCAUCAAAUCGCAGGUCCGCAUGCGGUUCCGUUCACAUUCCCGACGCCACCUGGCGCCUCCAGGACUACCUCGCCUCCCUGCGCGCGCAGCACAUCGGCUGGCGGGGCAUCUACUGGCACGUGUGGGGCCUUGCACACGUGCUGUACUGCCAUUGCUGCAUGCAGUACAUUCCCGCAGCGGACCUCCGACGCUGUACCUUCCACCCGCAACCCCCCGUCUUCACGGGCGCCAGCGCAUCCUCCUCUCAUCAACGCUACAUGGCGCCCUGCGGUUUCUAUCCCUGCUGCGGCGCGGCCGCGAGUCGUGGGGCUGACCCACGGGUCGUUGCGGCAGGCGGCUGCUGCGCUCGCGAGCACCGCUUCCUGCCCAGCGGCCAUGCGGCAGGCACGCCGCUGCCGCCAGGCCUCACCCCCGCGCUGCUGGACACCCUGAGGAGCUGUGCGGAGCUCUUCACCAAUCCCGCGGCCCUAAUGGUGCGAGAGGAUCAGCAGCAGCAGCAGCCAUGCGCGCACGCCGCGAGCCCCACCACUGCCGCGACCGCGAUGGUACCGACUGGAGCAGGCGCAGCGUUCGCGGGGACUGCUGCGGCAGCCGGCCAGCACGAGGCUGCUGCGUUGCUAGGGGGUGCUGCUGCUGCUGGGCGCAGCGCCCCGACCGCAUUCCCGAGCGGUCUUGAGGGGGGCAGCAGCAGCAGCAGCGGCUUCAGCCUUGGCAGCCGUGCCAUCCCGCCGUCCAUCCAGGCUGUGCUGACGGCUGCUGCUGCGGCGGCGGCUGCCUCGUCCGCGCAUAGGCGCAAGGAGGGGCUGUCCGCACUGGGGCCGGCGACCGCCGCAGCGGCUGCUGCACUGGGAUACGAGGUGGGAGAGCAGCGGCAGCAGCAGCAGCAGUCGGGGAUAGCGGACCUGGGACACCGAGAGGGACCCGGGCCGCCCAGCCCGGGCCCGGGUCCCCCGCAAGCCUCCAGGCUGCAACAGCGGCCUGCCUCUGCGGAUCAGGGCUACCGGGAGGUUUGCGGAGGGGAGGCCGGGCUGCAGCAGCAACCGCAGCAGCCGCAGGUUCAGCAGCUGCGGUCAGGCCAUGCAUGCGGGGUUGGGGAGGGGCUGUCGGGUGUCACGGGUGAUCCGCGCCUGGAUGCUCGGAUGCUGGCGGAGGCUGUGGUACGGCGGCUGACGAAGAGCAGUGGCGGCGGCGGCGGCGGAGGAGCAGGAGGGGAUGCGAAGGCGGCCAGUGGCAGUGACCGCACUACGGAAGGCGAGGCCGCAAGCGCUGCGGCCGCUGCGACGCAGGCAGCAAGCAGGCCGGAGGGGGGGCUGGAUGGCAACGAGCUCUGCAGCCAUGCAGCCGCGCAGAUUGCCAGCUUGCAACAUAAAGCAGCGCAUGACACUACUGCGCAUGCUGUGACCCGCGCAGCUCCACCCGCGGCGGCGGCGGCGGGCAAGGCAGGGCCGUUAUCAGUUGUCAGCCGACCCACAUCGGAAGGAUCAGCUGGAAGAGCCCUGGCGUCCGCAGCCACAGCAGCAGCGGCAGCAUCGCCUCCUCCUCACGCGGGAAAGCGCAACACUGGGGAGCAGCAGCAGCACAGCAAAGCGGCCUCACCUCGGCCGCCGGGUCCUUGCAGUGUGUCAGGGGUGCGUCAGGGGCAGCCACAACCGCUGUCGCUGCCACUGCAGCAGCAGCAGGAGUCCUCGUCCUCCUCAUCGCCAAGAGGAGCAGCACUACGACCAACACGACCACGCUCCGCUCGUGAUGGAGUAGGAGUCGGAGUUGGAGUCGGAGCAGGCGGGGGCGCAGCUAUUGCUGCUGCUGCCGGCAACAGCACCAGCACCAAGCUGGAUGCUUCUGCUGUUGCUGCUGCUCCUCGUAGCAGCCCUCGAGCUACCCUUGCUGCCCUGGCACUACUGAGCGCUGAUAAAGCCGCUGCUCCUGCUGCUGCUGCUGCUCCUGCCGUUCCGACGACGCCGGCGGUGCCGGUGCCGUUUUCCCGGGAGCCCACGGACCUGGACAGCCUCUCGGAAGAGCUGCAAGCACUUGCAGCCAUGCUCUCCAUGGGAGGCACAGCAUCCAAGACCUCCGCCGCUGCCGCGGCCGCGGCGAUGGCUGCGAUCCAUGCAUCUACGUCCGACUUGGCGACCGCAGCGCCAGCGUCCAAGGUACUCCGGCGCGCUUCCAGCAUGCCUCCGCCGAAUGGAACAGCAGCCCGGGUCGGAGCAUCAGUACAGCAGGAGGAGGAGCAACGGCAGCGGCAGCAACAGCAGCAGCAUGUGCAGGAGCUUCCGCGGCAUCAGCAGCAGCAGCAGCCCUCGCAGCAGCAGGUGCAGGUCAGGUCGACUGCACAGCCCGGACUACCCGAGGCAGCUCCUCCCCCGGGCGGGCUCGCUGGGAGGCGCGAGGUGCGGCCGCCCCGGCCUGACAGCCACCCCGGAGCCAGCCUGGGGGCGAGGCGGCUGCAUUCCGCGGUUGCUGCUGCUGGGGAGCGGGAUGCUGGUGGUGUUGGUGGUGGGCUAGAGCGCCCGCGCGAUAACGCGGAUAGCGGGAUAACACUUGGCGAUGCCGGCGAUAGGGUUGGGUACGGCGGCUUGGGUGCGGCUUGUGAAAGCAGCAGCAGUCCCCGAGCGAUCGCUGGGGAGCAGCAGCAGCAGCAGCACACUCGGGCCCGGGCCAACGACACGGCUGCACAUGCGCAUGCGGCUACCGGACGUUGGGGCAGCGAGAACCCGCUGCACCGCAGCGUGUCCCUAGUCCUGCACCACCAGCAGCAGCAGCAGCAGCAACAGCAGCGGGAGAGGAGCUUGGGGGUGGCGUCGCAGCAGCCGCAACAGCAACGCAUGGAGCAGGGCACCUGUGGAUACGCAGCAGCAGCAGCAGCCGAGGAUCCCGAGCGAACAGCGCUGAUCGAGCAGUACAAGACGCAGCGGGUGCUGUCUCCUCGACCCAGCAACGUGCGCAUGAUCGCCAUAACGGAUCUGCCCGCGGGAGGCGGCGGCGGCGGCAGCGGCUCCUGCGAGGGCCACGUGGGGUCGCGGACGGCGGGUUCAGCCGUUGCUGAGGUGGGACACAGAAGCUUUGCGGCGUUCGUUCCCGGGCAGCAUGCGAUUGGAGGCAGGGGCGGCGGUGGUGCUGGUGCUGCCUCCGCAACGAGAGGAGUCAUGACGCUUUCGGCGGAAGGAGGCAUGAGGGGCGCUGUUGGUGCUGGUGCUGGUGCUGCUGCGGCGGCGGUGGCGGCGGCAGGCAGCAACCUGUUUGCGGCCGUGCCGGACGAUGUGGAUGGGCUGUUGGCUAUGGCAGCGGCGACGACGGAAGAGGGUCGGCCGCAGCCGUACGGUCGCGACCGCAGGCUGCGAAUGGAGCUACUGUAUGAGGAUGAUAACUACCGGAUGGACAUGCUCGUACGGCACUUGCUGGCCUGCAGGCCCUCCACCCGUACAGCAGCCCCUCGGGAUCCGCGCCAGCUCCGCGCCACGCGGUCCUCUCUGGGCCCACCAACCCGCAGCAACUCCCGAGGCGCCGGCGGCAGCAGACCCUCCUCCGCCACAACAGCGGCGGGGACGGGGGCGUACCCUGGGCGGCAGCAGUCACGGCCCCGCUCGAAGAGCGUCUCCCACCUGCAACGCCUUCAGGGCAUCUACACGUCGGGUCCGGCUCCGGGGGUAAGACCCGCAGGCGGGGGUGGUGUUGGCGUCAGGGGUGGUGGCUCCGGCUAUGAGCGCACUAGUGCGCAGCGGCCACCUGUGGGUGGGACGGGAGUGCUGGCCGCGUACGAUACCUGGGAUGACGUGGUCCGGGGGUCAUGGACGAGGCCAGCGGAUGUGCCGGCCGGGCCAGUUGCUGCGGCUGGCCCGAGUGUACGGCGGUCGCAUCUGCGGCCCGUCUCGGCCCCGCGGACCCGCAGAUAUGCAUGACCACAGCUGGCGCCGUCGAAGAAGGGAUGUGGGUUGGAAGAGCAUUAUCGCGUCUAAGGGCGAUGUAAUACCGGUAACUGGACUG
This is a messenger RNA of Astrephomene gubernaculifera, 5041 nucleotides long. The record is from the annotation of a GenBank genome assembly. NCBI's taxonomy places the organism in Eukaryota, Viridiplantae, Chlorophyta, Chlorophyceae, Chlamydomonadales, Astrephomenaceae.